CAGGCUCAAGUUUCCUCUCUUGGCCAGAAGGGGCAGGAGGAGAGGAGAGCCUCGGGGAAAGGGGAGGGUUGGAGGAAGGACUGAGAACUCAGGCCGAGGGCCUCUCAGAGCAGGCUGGUGCGCCUGCUUGGGGCUCCCUGCCCCAGCCCAGCCCCAGCCUCCGCACUCAGAGCCCAGCAAUGGCCUGGGGGCGGGGCGCGGCCCUCGCGGACUCUCAGAGGUAGCAGGGAUCCUCGCCCAGAAGGUGUCAGCUCAGGCCCAGCCUCCCCAGAGACAACACCCGGAGCCUCAUCUCCUCACCUUGCUGGGACUCUGCCACAGGUUUCUGAGGCCAUUUGGGCUUUGGGGGAACCUGGACCAGACCCUGGUCCAGUAGGAUGCCCCCGUGUCCUCCCCAGCAGAGCAGGAACAGGGUGAUACAGCUGCCCACUCCAGAGCUGGGCGAGAUGGAACUGACUUGGCAAGAGAUCAUGUCCAUCACUGAGCUGCAGGGUCUAAAUGCUCCAAGUGAGCCAUCGUUUGAGCCCCAAGCCUCAUACCUUGGACCCUCGACACCCCCAACUUACUGCCCCUGCUCAAUUCACCCAGAUGCUGGCUUCCCCCUUCCUCCACCACCUUAUGAGCUCCCAGCAUCCACAUCCCAUGUCUCAGACCCCCCCUACUCCUAUGGCAACAUGGCCAUACCAGUCUCCAAACCACUGACCCUCUCAGGCCUGCUCAGUGAGCCCCUCUCAGACCCCUUGGCCCUCCUGGACAUUGGGCUGCCAGCGGGACCACCCAAGCCCCAAGAAGACCCAGAAUCUGACUCAGGAUUAUCCCUCAACUAUAGUGAUGCUGAAUCUCUUGAGCUGGAGGGGACAGACCGGCGGCGUGAGUAUGUGGAGAUGUACUCGGUGGAGUACCCCUACUCACUUAUGCCCAACUCCUUGGCCCCCCGCAACUAUGCCUUGCCACCCACUGAGACCCCCUUGGCCUUAGAGCCCUCCUCAGGCCCUGUGCGGGCUAAGCCUACUGCACGGGGCGAGGCAGGGAGUCGGGAUGAACGUCGGGCCCUGGCCAUGAAGAUUCCUUUUCCUACGGACAAGAUUGUCAACUUGCCGGUAGAUGACUUUAAUGAGCUGUUGGCAAGGUACCCGCUGACAGAGAGCCAGCUGGCACUAGUCCGGGACAUCCGACGGCGGGGCAAGAACAAGGUGGCUGCCCAGAACUGUCGCAAGAGAAAGCUGGAGACCAUCGUGCAGCUGGAGCAGGAACUGGAGCGGCUGGGCAGUGAACGGGAACGGCUUCUCAGGGCCCGCGGGGAGGCAGACCGGACCCUGGAAGUCAUGCGCCAACAGCUGACAGAGCUGUACCGUGACAUUUUCCAGCACCUUCGGGAUGAAUCAGGCAAUAGCUACUCCCCUGAAGAAUAUACACUGCAACAGGCUGCCGAUGGUGCCAUCUUCCUGGUGCCCCGGGGGACCAAGACAGAGGCCACAGACUAAGCUGGCCUAGAGGGGUGGGACUGGUGAUGGGAAUUUCCUUCAUUACUUUCUGAUGAAGGUAUUCCCUAACCCUGGGACCCAGAAGGCAACAACAGUGGUAACAAGGUGUUUGGGAGCUCCAAAGUGUGUUUAAAGAGGCUUGCCUUGAGGGAGUAUGUGAGGGGAGGGUUGGAAUCUCUUCCCUGACUUAGCUUCUCAGAUCUCCAACCCCCACCUCCUCUAAGCUUUGGUCUAUAAAGUGAUCUCCAGAAAUAGC
Propithecus coquereli (Coquerel's sifaka) is the source of this 1740-nucleotide messenger RNA. RefSeq names its product nuclear factor, erythroid 2 (gene NFE2). Gene Ontology annotation, cellular component: nucleus. Bases 378 to 1484 code for a protein of 368 amino acids. Gene Ontology annotation, biological process: regulation of transcription by RNA polymerase II. Gene Ontology annotation, molecular function: DNA-binding transcription factor activity, RNA polymerase II-specific; RNA polymerase II cis-regulatory region sequence-specific DNA binding. The transcript has 3 exons. The record is from RefSeq and is a predicted model, not a curated record. NCBI's taxonomy places the organism in Eukaryota, Metazoa, Chordata, Mammalia, Primates, Indriidae.